UGCUUGACGUUUAUCACGUGACCCAUUAUUUAUUCUAUCAGCCCCUGUGAUCAGCCCAAUCAGCCUGCACGCCUCUCCUCACUCUCAAACUAAAAGUUUCAGUGAUUUUUGGAAACUUCCAGGAAAAAUAAGAUGGCGAACGAGGCCAAGCCGUGCCCCUGUGAUAUUGGUGAUCGGUCUGAUUACGGAGGGCUGGGCCAGGAGGUCCAGAUUGAACAUGUCAAAGCAUAUAUAGUUAAACCCUCCGCUGCAUCGGACAAGGCUGUGAUUGUCUUCCAGGACAUUUUCGGAUGGGAGCUCCCCAACACCAGAUACAUGGCUGACAUGCUGGCUGCCAAUGGAUAUAUUGCCGUUUGUCCAGAUUUCUUUGUUGGGAAGGAAGCUUGGAGUCCAACCAAAGACUGGUCCACUUUUCAGGACUGGCUUAAAGAUAAAAAACCAACAGAAAUUAACAAAGAGGUUGAUGCUGUGCUGAAGUACCUGAAGGAGCAGUGUGGAGCCAAACGCAUCGGAACUGUGGGUUUUUGCUGGGGAGGAGUUGCAACACAUUAUGUGGCCUUGCAAUAUCCAGAAAUCAAAGCCGGAGUGUCCGUCUAUGGAAUAGUUCGUGAAAGGGAUGACAGGUAUGCGCUGAAGAGCCCGACUCUCUUCAUCUUUGCAGAAAGCGAUAAUGUCAUCCCUCUAGACCAAGUGAGCUCCCUGGAAGCUAAACUGAAGGAGAAAUGCACAGUGGACUACCAGGUGAAAAUAUUUCCUGGGCAGACUCAUGGUUUUGUCCACCGCAAGAGAGAGGACAUCAACCCUGCUGAUAAACCCCAGAUCGAGGAGGCGAGGAAGGAUAUGCUCAACUGGCUGAAUAAGUACAUCUGAAAAACAUGUAAACGAAGAAAAAUCUAUAUUUUACUUGAAAGCUAUAAU
This is a messenger RNA of Cyprinodon variegatus (sheepshead minnow), 918 nucleotides long. RefSeq names its product carboxymethylenebutenolidase homolog (Pseudomonas) (gene cmbl). Bases 133 to 870 code for a protein of 245 amino acids. Gene Ontology annotation, molecular function: hydrolase activity. Lineage: Eukaryota; Metazoa; Chordata; Actinopteri; Cyprinodontiformes; Cyprinodontidae. The transcript is spliced from 6 exons. The record is from RefSeq and is a predicted model, not a curated record.